AUUGCACAGUAAUGCCAGCGCGCACUCAUUCGCAUCCGCAUGGGACCAACAACAACAUUGCCACGCCGUCCGCCCCACACGCCGGCAUGCAUCAUACCAACGCAGACCCAACGCAUCGCUUGCUGGGUCCCAUGGCGCCGCUCGUCCGCCAGUUCGCCGUGCUCGGACUCGAUGACGCGAACGAGCUGCUUCCAUUGCCAAUCCAGCCAGUGAGCGCCGCGACGCCCGUGCCCCACUCCGACCCCACCUUCACCACAGCAACAGCAACAGCAACAGCAACAGCAACACCCAAACAUGGCGUCGGAGUCGGAUCUGCGUCUGGGUGGGCUUCGUCGUCCUCAGCAUUGCCACCGCUCUGCCUCGCAUUCAAGGGCGCAGUGCUCUCGUCGUACGGCCAGCGGGACAUUCAUCGCAUCGACGCUGCUGCUGAUGCUGCUGCUGCUGCUGCGUCGUCACAGAAUAGCACCAAUGCAAUGGAUGACGAUGCGUCGAGCGUCACCUCGUCCAUCCUAGCGCGGCGAAGGCGGCGAAGGCGGAGACUGCGUCGUCAUCACCGUCAUCAGUCUGCGACGGCUACUGCUGCUGCUGCUACUGCGACCACGACCACCAUGACGGCCACGAAUGCCUCUGGAAUGGGCGGCGUUGCGUUGCAGCAGCCGAGCUACAGGGGCAUCCCGAUCGGCGUGGAUGCGAGCGUUCUGGACGCUGAGCUGCAGGCGCUCGAAUGGCGUCGCGCGGGUCGUCGGAGCGAUGACUCGGACGCGAUCCAUCCGUCCUCCUCCUUCUCCAUGUCCCUGCAAGACCAGUCAAGCUCUGCAACGUCAACCGACUCGGAUGACGACGACGACGACGACGACGAUGACGAUCAAGGCUUCGACGAUGAUGAUCAAGACUUCGACGAUGAUCAAGAUCAAGAUCAAGUCAAUCCCGCGAGUCGGCCGCAUUGGCGGGCGCAACCGCGUCGGCUCGAUAGUACCGCAUCGCUAGUGUCUGAAAACCCUGCAGAUCGACUGCAAGCGCAUCCAGCAUCCUCGCAGGAGGAGGUCGACUGCAUUGAUCCAGAGAUGCUCGGGUUGUUCUGCCUGCCGAACGGCAUUCGCUUUUCACGUUCUCAAGGAAAGCCCGUCUUUUACACGUUCGUAAUGACCUUGUCGGACGGAACGCGGCUGUACGGCGCCAAUCUGCUCUUCCACGAGCGCGUCACUUCGCCGAACGUCCGGAUUGCGCUCCGCAUGCUCAGUGACAUUUACAAGAUUGAGCACUUUGAUGGCGCGGCAGUCCCUCCAAGCAUUCUGCCCUUCCUAGUUGGUGACGAGUCCACCCCAUUGUUUGCACCAAAAGUCUUGUGCAUCACCUCCGUCUACCCGGCCUUUACGGCCUUCCGCGAGUAUCUCACCCAGCUCCAUUCGAGCUUUGUAGAAGUGGAGACGGACAUUCCCCUCGAAUGCUUUGUGCACAACCUUGUGGAGGAAGUCCCGCUUCCCCGACCCAACCAGAUUGUCGAGUUCAAGUGCCGGGAAAGCAUCUUUGUGACACGACCAGCGACGGACGAGCUUCCUUUGUUUGACUUUUCCUUCAUGCCGUUGUUCAAGUGUCUUGGUCUUGAUAACGUCCUCGUGCUGUUUCGGUGCCUGCUGGCGGAACAGCGCAUCGUCCUCAAAUCGCGCGACUUGGAGCUCUUGUCGCCAUGCGUGCUGGCGGCAGAGUCGCUCUUGUAUCCAUUGCACUGGCAGCACAUCUUUAUUCCGAUUCUUCCACUUGAACUCCGGCACUUUUUGCAGUCGCCAGUGCCCUAUGUCGUUGGAAUGGCGUGCGUUGCGCCCGAGGCGUCUAAUUUGUCCGACAGCUACGAGAGCGACCGGGCGAACGCAUCGGCAGAGGCCCUGCCCCGGUCGGCGUCAACGUCUCCGCCACGGCGUGACUCUGCCGGCAACUUGAACCUGAUGCACGACGAUGAUGCACACACUGAUCGCCAGGUCCAGAAAAAGAAGGUCUUUCGCUCGUUCAGUGUCGAGGAAGCCGGCCUGGCGCCGGAGGAGGUCGAGCAAGUGGUCUGGGUUGACUUGGACGCAGGAACGGUGAUUGUUCCGGUGACGGACGAGCCCGUGCCGCGGCUGCCCUUGACUCAUUACGAGACGCUCUACUCAAAGCUCUAUUCGACGCUUGCCACUCACCUCAACUCUGUCGAAGCAGAGCGUCUGGCCACCCAUUCUGGCGACAGUGCUGCGGAGGCGCAAAACUCUGCUGCGUUUCUGGACGCCCAUGAGCGACAACUCACCAUGGUUAUUCGCAUGGCCUUUGUUGAGUUUUUCGCCGGCGUGCUUGACGGCUACGAGGACUUUGUGGUGGACAGCGAAGCAGUGGUCCAUGGCCGGGCGGAUGAUAAGACAGACGCGGCGGGCGCUGGAUUGAAGGAUUCCUCUGAAAGAGAUCGAAGCCAAGAUCCAUCAUCAUCGAUGCCAGGCACCCGCCAAGAUUUGCAGUUGCCACCGGCUGGCUUGCGACGGCGACGACAUAGCUUUUCGGCUCACAUGAGCGUCCCAAGUCACUUUAGCGUUUCCAGUGUCGAUCAAGACAUUGCAUUGCGUGAGGCAGAGUCGCGGCUCGCCCUGCAGCAAUUGCAGCUGCAGCAGCAUCAACAACAGCAACAGCAGAACAACUCGGAUCAAUCUCGCACUCGUGUUGGGAGCUUGACGCACAUGAUUUCGUCCUUUUUGAAUCCUCCUCCUCCUGGCAACGACCCCCCUGCCUUGGAGGGCACCGCUUCGGACGAGCUGACCCGCAUGUCUGCCUCGACAGAGUUGUAUCCCGAGCCAAUUCUGGGCGGCGAGUCUCGGGGUGGCUCGACCAUCGCGGCUUUCAUGCGGAAACGCACACGUCGACCCAGCAUUGGAGGUGGCAGCGUCAGUUCAUUGCAAUUGUCGAUGGGCGGAGACGGUUCUGAAACACCUGGUGGCACGUCCCUCGCCUCCGUCACGCGCAAGAUUAUGCUGCGCUUGGCCACGACAGCAACAGCUCGCACAGACGACGGCUGGCUGACCAAUUUUGACACGGCUGGGUUUGUCGCCGACAAGCCCAGCAGCGACCGCUCCUUUUUGGUGCACUUGCUUUCCACCCAGGCCUUCCAUGCGUUCAUUGACGAUCGCCGAGUCAGCCCCGAGCUCCAGUUCUUUGAUUUGUGCCUGCGCAAGUCGAGCUAUCGCUUCCGCUACUUGGUGGCGCCCACGCAACAGCCGUUGCCUGUCGCCACUGCCAGCCAGGUGAUGCCACCACCGACUGCCAUUGUCGGGCGGACUCGCCCACCGCCCCUCCUGGCGCCUAGUCUUGACGGCGACUCGCUGGAUCAGAUUCACAUCCGAGGGUUGCUUUCUGCCUUUGGCAGCAGUGCCAGCGCUGGAUCCAUCCAAAAUCAGUUCAUGUCCUCGGCGAGUGGUGGUGGUGGUGGCAACGCUGCUGGUACUCCUACAACGGCUUCUAUGGGUGGCGAUGCAAGCAGCGGAUUUCUCUCGACCGACGACCACAAUCUGACCGCCUUGCUGUUUACUUCUGGUCGUCGCAAAGACGGCUUUCGUGCGCCGGAGCCUCGGCCAGCCAUGUUUGCCAAUCACCCGCGCUCUCUCGCCAAAGGCCACUUUCCGCUCUUGUCCACCCAGACCACGAGUGUGUCCGCUUCUGGUCCGAUGGACGCGCGAACUGGACCCGCCUCGCAAGCCGCUGCGGCUGUUGUCGCUCCGCCCGAAGCGUUUGGCCCUGGAACAGCCCUUGGUGUGGAGCAGCAUGCCGACACUCUGCUCUCUGACGGCAGCGAUGCAGACGCUCUUUCGCAGCACCCCCACAUCGCCGUCACGACUCCAAAUGUGGCAAUGGACAACAUGGCUGCAGCAGCAUUUGCGGUGCGUGCGACUCCGCGACGCACCUUGCAGGAUCGGAGCCGCUUGCUGGACGAGGAGGGCUUCGAGCCCGUGUCUGUGUUUGCAUCGUCGGCUCCCGCCGCACUCGACGCUGGUGGCUUUGCCAAUGGAGCAGAGAUGGACGAGGGCGAGGCGACGGCCAGCCUGUCCUUUGGCCUGACCACGCCUCAGGUGGCCAGUCGAUCCGGGAUGUCUAUCACCGCCUCCAGUGAGACACUGCGCUUUGUGUCACCGUCCACCAUGCCGAUUACCAGCGUGGACGCGUCGACCCCAACAGCGGCUCGUGGCGCUGCUGCCAAUCGAUUGAUUGCAGACUCCUUCCGAGGGAGGGGUUCCUACCAGCAGCUGCCCGAUAGCAGCAGCCAGCAAAGUGUUCUUUCAAGCAAUGACAAGUACUGUGCCGAGAUGCUUGCGGCCGUGAAUGCGAUUGUUCAUCGCCUCAUCAAGCUGCACGCAACCAGCUCCUUCCCCGAGGUCGCCGCAAAGUUUGAACGCGCCGCAGCACGCUCACAAUCUUCUUCCUCAUCGAGCACGGCAGCAAAGACAUCAUCAAGAAGGCUGGGCUUGGGACAAAAUCCGAAUAAUGGUUCUGCCAAGCAGCUCGGCCUGAGUACCACGUUAUUUGAGAAGAAGCUGCACCGACGCAGCCUAUCCUACGAUGGCCAAGUUGCCAACGCGGAUGUGACUGGUCUAGCCGAGACGAAUGGUCUCAAUGGCGCCGAGAGCUCUGCCGCAACUAGAAACCCAAGCCAACGCCAGCCCGGCGGAGCCGCGUCAUCGUCCCAGGCAGACUCCACCGUCCAGCUGCGAGAUUCUACCAGACACAACCAAGAAACGCUGGUGACACUUCUCUGCCUGACCUUGGAGCGGAUUUGGGCCCACGGCUUGAAAAUGUCCCUCGGCAAGUCCAGUUUCUGGCAGCUACUGCAACUGUCCGAGCAGGCGGUAGACUUGGAGCCCAUCGUCCAACUCAAAGAGCUUCGAUCGGGUUUUGCGCGAGGCCGGGCCUGGGUUCGCUAUUGCCUCGAGCGCAGAAUUUUAGCGCAGCAGGUGGACAGGGCGAUGGCUGAGGCGGAUCCUUACUUGGCGUUGUAUCAUCCUACUGCCUUCCUGUGCAAUCCCGAGUUGCGCCUGGCUUUGAUUAUUGCCCUCGCCGGAUUGUCCAUGGUAGAGAGCUCAGAGUUUUCCGCCUCGUACGAGCUGCCGUCGCGACCCGCUCGCGCUUCAGAAAUGCUGUCUCACGGCAUUCAGGUGCAGCGUCGGCGCAUGAUGUCGUUCCGACUCUCUCAGGUUGGGGCCUCAGGAAGUGUCGAGUUUGAUGCUUCGGCAGUGCCACCGCGUGAGGAGCAGACGCACUCCGCCACGGCCACCACGACCACCACCACCACUCCUACUCCUACAACCACGUCCAAUUCGUCCAACAAUGCGACGCGCUCGCGCAGUCAGUCAUCCAGCAUGCUCAUUGUCGGCCCCGAGAAGCCAGGAGUCCUGCAUCCAGUCUCGUUAGACCUGAAGCCGCCAUUACUCCUCAGGUCCGCCGCCCAUCCGAACUCCUCGCGGCAAACGACGACGUCGUUCAACGCCCCGAUUCAGAAUCCGCUUCAUGUGAGUGCCAGUGCUGGUGCCAGUGCUGCGUUACCUCCCGCCAAUCCACCAGAGCUGGUCCAUUCAGCCUCUGCCGCGUCUGGCCUGUUCCAACGGAUGCGCAAAGGUGCAUCACAAGCACCCACGUCCCAGCAACCAUCGUCCUCGAUGUCCCUUCAGGACGUGCUCGAGGACCUGGACUGUGAACGUCAGACGGCGCGGUUGCUCCGCACCGAGUUGGCGUCGGCAAUGCUCAAGAUGGCCGAGUACGAAAGCCGUCAACGCGCAUCCCUGUCGCCACUCGGCUCUGAUGCUGCGAGCGGGAGCACCACGACUCGAGCCUACGAUUCGCUUCCGUCCACCACGUUAUGAGUUUCUUUCGGAGCAUUGGUUUCGAUCGAUGAUCACAAAAAAAUACAACCAAACCAAUUACAACCAA
Capsaspora owczarzaki ATCC 30864 is the source of this 5934-nucleotide messenger RNA. RefSeq lists its product as hypothetical. NCBI's taxonomy places the organism in Eukaryota, Filasterea, Ministeriida, Capsasporidae. The transcript has 3 exons. Bases 12 to 5867 code for a protein of 1951 amino acids. The record is from RefSeq and is a predicted model, not a curated record. Gene Ontology annotation, molecular function: guanyl-nucleotide exchange factor activity; small GTPase binding.